This is a messenger RNA of Carassius carassius (crucian carp), 809 nucleotides long. RefSeq names its product cystatin-F-like. Gene Ontology annotation, cellular component: lysosome; late endosome; Golgi apparatus. The transcript is spliced from 4 exons. Gene Ontology annotation, molecular function: cysteine-type endopeptidase inhibitor activity. NCBI's taxonomy places the organism in Eukaryota, Metazoa, Chordata, Actinopteri, Cypriniformes, Cyprinidae. Gene Ontology annotation, biological process: positive regulation of myelination; immune response; negative regulation of microglial cell activation. The record is from RefSeq and is a predicted model, not a curated record. The coding region runs from base 119 to 565 and encodes 148 amino acids.
AAUACUGCUGACCAAUGGGAAAUGUGCCUUCCCUCUAGAGGACUGCAGCACACAGUUGGUGGUUGAAGUGUUGCUGAACAGGAAGUUGCUGAGUAGAAUUGAGAGAACUUCAACAGACAUGAGGGUCUCUUAUCAGGCUCUAGUCUUGCUUUUCUUAGCAGGCUUAUGCUCACUCGAGAAAGUUCCAGUCCAUGCAUUUGUCAGCAGACCAAUCCCAGGAACUCUACAGAAUGUCAGCAAGAAUGACACUGGGGUGAAGGAGGCCGUCCUGACUGGAACCUACUCCUUUAAUAAUAAAUCCAAUGAUGCCUUUCUCUUCAAAGCAUCAGCUGUUGAUGAUGCGAAGAGACAGAUAGUCAAAGGCAUCCGCUACAUUCUGGAAGUGGAGAUCUCACGGACCAUGUGCAGGAAGAGGGGCAACACUGAUGACCUCAACAACUGUCCCUUCCAGACAGACAGUCUGUUACGGCAGACCUUCUUUUGCCACUUUGACAUAUGGUCUGUUCCAUGGAUGAAAAUGAUGUCAACUACCUAUUUUAAAUGUCUUUCUGAUUAUACAUUCUGAAAUACUUUUCAUCAAAUUGUUUUUCAAUGGCUCCACCUGAAAUGUCAUGCUAAUUUAAUACCAAACUGAAUGUGAAAAUAAAAUAAGCCACAGUGCAUAGUGCAGUGCCUGGUUAUGAUGUCCAGUGACCUUCAGUUCAUCAGAUGCUGAGCUUGUGUUGACUGACUCUGAGUGUAAAUUAUUCAGUGAGGUUCUCUGAUGUAUCAGGGGCCAUCGCUUCGAUCUCGGAGCUCUUUUCCUUUGA